ACGGUCACACUGGCGUACGGGCGAAAAUAAAAUAGUCGAGUAAAAUAGAGUUUCGAGUGCCACAAAUUCCGACCCACUGACGUAUGAGAGUGCAUUUAUCGGCCGCACUUAAUCAUUCCGGGCUAGUGCAAAAAGCGUACGCGGACCCCCAAAAGCCGCGAUUUUACAAUCCAACCAUUCGAUCAAAUCGACAUUUGUGUCUGGUAUAACCACAAAAUUUUCACUGCAUCUACUGAGCCGCCCCCAACCCAAUUUUCGCGAGUGCGACGGAAGAGUCGGAAAAUCAGGCAAAAGAAUCGUAGCACCACAGAGUUCCGGAGUUAGUAUAGACCCAAGGAGGAGAGUACCAGUACCAGAUAGUGCCGGAAAGGGGAGUGCAGUGCUGUGACUCGCGGACCAUCCACGUAAACAGCUGCAUGCGCAGAGGUCGCGCCCAGAGCUCCAGAGCAAUCUUCGCCAGAAAGAGCCAACUCCGCCCGUAAGCGAUGUCCGCGGAACGCGAAAUUCCCGCCGAGGAUAGCAUCAAGGUGGUCUGCCGUUUCCGACCGCUGAACGAUAGCGAGGAGAAGGCCGGCUCCAAGUUCGUGGUCAAGUUUCCCAACAAUGUGGAGGAGAACUGCAUAUCCAUAGCGGGCAAGGUAUAUCUGUUCGACAAGGUCUUCAAGCCGAACGCCUCCCAGGAGAAGGUCUACAAUGAGGCGGCCAAGUCCAUCGUCACCGACGUCCUGGCCGGUUACAAUGGAACGAUAUUCGCCUAUGGUCAGACGUCCUCCGGAAAGACGCACACGAUGGAGGGCGUCAUCGGGGACUCCGUGAAGCAGGGCAUCAUACCACGCAUCGUCAACGACAUCUUCAACCACAUCUACGCCAUGGAGGUGAACCUGGAGUUCCACAUCAAGGUCUCCUACUACGAGAUCUACAUGGACAAGAUCCGGGAUCUGUUGGACGUCUCCAAGGUGAACCUCAGCGUGCACGAGGACAAGAACCGGGUGCCGUACGUGAAGGGCGCCACGGAGCGGUUCGUCUCCUCGCCGGAGGAUGUAUUCGAGGUGAUCGAGGAGGGCAAAUCCAAUCGCCACAUCGCGGUGACAAACAUGAACGAGCACUCUUCGCGAUCCCACUCAGUAUUCCUCAUCAACGUAAAGCAGGAGAAUUUGGAGAACCAGAAGAAGCUUUCCGGCAAACUUUACCUGGUCGAUUUGGCCGGUUCCGAAAAGGUUUCCAAGACAGGAGCCGAGGGCACGGUCCUCGAUGAAGCCAAGAACAUCAACAAGUCGCUGUCGGCCUUGGGCAACGUAAUCUCCGCCCUGGCGGACGGCAACAAAACGCACAUCCCUUACCGCGACUCCAAACUCACGCGCAUUCUGCAGGAGUCGCUGGGAGGCAACGCACGCACAACCAUCGUCAUCUGCUGCUCCCCGGCCAGCUUCAACGAAUCGGAGACCAAAUCUACUUUAGACUUCGGUCGACGAGCCAAGACCGUGAAGAACGUGGUCUGCGUGAACGAGGAGCUCACUGCCGAGGAAUGGAAGCGACGCUACGAGAAGGAGAAGGAAAAGAACGCCCGGCUCAAGGGCAAGGUUGAGAAGCUGGAGAUUGAGCUGGCGCGCUGGAGGGCUGGUGAAACUGUUAAGGCGGAGGAGCAAAUCAACAUGGAGGAUCUCAUGGAGGCAAGCACGCCCAAUCUGGAAGUGGAGGCAGCCCAAGCGGCGGCGGCGGAGGCGGCUUUGGUCGCCCAGCGAACUGCCCUCGCCAACAUGUCCGCUUCGGUGGCCGCAAAUGAGCAGGCCAGGUUGGCCACGGAAUGCGAGCGACUGUACCAGCAGCUGGACGACAAGGACGAGGAGAUCAACCAGCAGAGCCAGUAUGCCGAGCAGCUCAAGGAGCAGGUGAUGGAGCAGGAGGAGCUCAUCGCCAACGCACGGCGGGAGUAUGAGACUCUGCAGUCGGAGAUGGCGCGAAUCCAACAGGAGAACGAGUCCGCCAAGGAAGAGGUCAAGGAGGUGCUCCAAGCUCUCGAGGAGCUGGCUGUAAACUACGACCAGAAGUCCCAGGAGAUCGACAACAAGAACAAGGAUAUCGACGCCCUCAACGAGGAGCUGCAGCAGAAGCAGUCUGUGUUCAGCGCCGCGUCCACGGAGCUGCAGCAGUUGAAGGACAUGUCCACGCACCAAAAGAAGCGCAUCACCGAAAUGCUGACCAAUCUGCUGCGCGACCUCGGCGAAGUGGGCCAGGCCAUCGCCCCCGGAGAGUCCGGCAUCGACCUCAAGAUGAGUGCUCUUGCUGGCACGGAUGCCAGCAAGGUGGAGGAGGACUUCACCAUGGCUCGCUUGUACAUUAGCAAGAUGAAGACGGAGGCCAAGAACAUUGCCCAGCGGUGCUCCAACAUGGAGGCCCAGCAGUCGGACUCCAACAAGAAGAUCUCCGAGUACGAGAAGGACCUGGGCGAGUACCGUCUACUCAUCUCGCAACACGAGGCACGCAUGAAGUCGCUGCAGGAAUCGAUGCGCGAGGCGGAGAACAAGAAGCGCACCCUCGAGGAGCAAAUCGAUUCGCUACGCGAGGAGUGCGCCAAACUGAAGGCCGCCGAGCACGUGUCCGCCGUCAAUGCCGAGGAGAAACAGCGGGCGGAGGAGCUGCGCUCCAUGUUCGACUCCCAGAUGGACGAGCUACGCGAAGCCCACACCCGCCAGGUGUCCGAGCUGCGGGACGAGAUCGCCGCCAAGCAGCACGAAAUGGACGAGAUGAAGGAUGUCCAUCAGAAGCUGCUCUUGACACACCAACAGAUGUCGGUCGACUACGAGAAGGUGCGCCAGGAGGAGGCCGAGAAGUCCAGCGAGCUGCAGAACAUCAUUCUCACCAACGAGCGUCGCGAACAGGCCCGCAAGGACCUCAAGGGCCUGGAGGACACUGUGGCCAAGGAGCUGCAGACGCUGCACAACCUGCGCAAGCUUUUCGUUCAGGAUCUACAGCAACGAAUCCGCAAGAACGUGGUAAACGAGGAGAGCGAGGAGGAUGGCGGAUCCCUCGCCCAAAAGCAGAAGAUCUCCUUCCUGGAGAACAACCUCGACCAGCUGACCAAGGUGCACAAGCAGUUGGUGCGGGACAACGCCGAUCUGCGGUGCGAGCUGCCCAAGCUGGAGAAGCGUCUGCGCACGACCAUGGAGCGGGUGAAGGCUCUGGAGACGGCGCUCAAGGAGGCGAAGGAGGGCGCCAUGCGGGAUCGCAAGCGCUACCAAUACGAGGUGGACCGCAUCAAGGAGGCUGUGCGACAGAAGCAUCUGGGCAGACGCGGCCCGCAGGCUCAGAUCGCCAAGCCCAUCCGCGCCGGCCAGGGUGCGAUCGCCAUUCGUGGUGGUGGUGCCGUCGGCGGAGGAGCGCCGCUGGCCCAGGCUAGUGCUGUCAACUCGUAGAUCCGAUCACCACCCGUCGCCGCCCAGUUCAGCUCCGCUUUAAACUAAACUAAAUGGAUUACGUUAUACAUACUUAACAUAACUGAUAAUUGCCUUCGCUUAGAUGAGAUGUCGUGUCGCGAUCAUGUGCAGCGCUUUAAAUAUACAUACAUAUAAUUUAAUUAAAUAAAUGAGAGGAAACCGGAAAUUAACUAAAUUUUACAAACCGAAAAUAAUAAAACCCACAGAUAUGUAAGGACAUCUAUGUACGUUAAGAGUAUUUAUAAACUUUUCAAACAUAAACCUAAAUAAAAGUCGCAGACAAAUUAA
This is a messenger RNA of Drosophila subpulchrella, 3722 nucleotides long. RefSeq names its product kinesin heavy chain (gene Khc). Gene Ontology annotation, molecular function: microtubule binding; microtubule motor activity; ATP binding. Lineage: Eukaryota; Metazoa; Arthropoda; Insecta; Diptera; Drosophilidae. The coding region runs from base 486 to 3413 and encodes 975 amino acids. The transcript has 4 exons. The record is from RefSeq and is a predicted model, not a curated record. Gene Ontology annotation, biological process: microtubule-based movement.